AGCUGUCAAAGAGCAUUCAGUCUGAAGUGCAGGCACAAACAGGAUCUGUGUGUCUGUGUUUGCUUUCUGUGCCACUGCAGCUCCAGCCUAAACACAUUUUAGAGGACUUUGUGUUCUGCAAUAGAAGUAGCAAAGGAGGAAUAACAUAUCCUCUGAUACUUGGCUUUUUAUUUUGUUUCUCUUCUAUUUCCUCCUUCCUGCUUUAAUGCCCACGGUAGUGUGGACGGGGCCAGAGGAGGAUGGGUCCAGCUGUGGACGUUCAGGCAGCAAAAGCCAUGGAGGCAGAGCAAAAGCAGCAAAAGCAGCUCCAGCAGAGCUACAUGGAGAAAGGGGUGAUGCUUGAGCCCUUCCUACACCAGGUGGGGGGGCAUUGCUGUGUGCUGCGCCUCGGGGAGCAGACCAUCUGCAAACCCCUCAUCACACGGGAGCAUCAGUUCUACGAGAGUGUGCCUGCUGAAUUGAGGAAGUUUAUCCCCCAGUAUAGAGGGGUGGUGUCAGUCAGCUUCGAGGAGGAUGAGGAAGGGAACCUUUGCUUCAUUGCUUACCCCCUUCAGAGUGACCCGGCACCUGAUCUGGAGAACAAAGACCCCUCAGCCAACAUACAUUUGGGGAUGCUUAUAUGGGAGAAAAUGAUAGCAUCCUCGUCACUUGUGGACAGUGAAAAUUACAGCAAAGAUGGCCGAUGCCGCCUCUCUUGUAGUGACAAGGACAAAAGCGAUCAGAGGCUGAAGGAGAAGAUCGAGGUGCUCUGCUACAGACUGGACAGCAGUCACAGUAAUGCCGUACCGCAGCACACACACAACCCCUGGACACACACAAGGAAACAUCACCAGCUGCAGAAGUUGCAGCAGAGCGACAUGCACCGCAACAAAUACAGUAUCCUUUCACUGGCAGACAACUACGCUUUCUUUUUUGUCUUGCAACAUUCAAUAUAAUAGAAGGGGACAGGAUUGUUCAGAGUUUCCAGACCGAAAGAAACCUAAAAAAACUGCACCUGGGCUGCCCACUGACGGGACUUGCCUAUACAUGCGGGGUUGUAGAGAUGAUAG
This is a messenger RNA of Notothenia coriiceps (black rockcod), 1049 nucleotides long. RefSeq names its product inositol hexakisphosphate kinase 2-like. The transcript is spliced from 3 exons. Gene Ontology annotation, biological process: phosphatidylinositol phosphate biosynthetic process; inositol phosphate biosynthetic process. Gene Ontology annotation, cellular component: nucleus; cytoplasm. Bases 240 to 935 code for a protein of 231 amino acids. Lineage: Eukaryota; Metazoa; Chordata; Actinopteri; Perciformes; Nototheniidae. Gene Ontology annotation, molecular function: inositol hexakisphosphate kinase activity. The record is from RefSeq and is a predicted model, not a curated record.